Acyrthosiphon pisum (pea aphid) is the source of this 1139-nucleotide messenger RNA. Its product is annotated as prolyl 4-hydroxylase subunit alpha-3-like. Gene Ontology annotation, molecular function: protein binding; procollagen-proline 4-dioxygenase activity. NCBI's taxonomy places the organism in Eukaryota, Metazoa, Arthropoda, Insecta, Hemiptera, Aphididae. The record is from RefSeq and is a predicted model, not a curated record. The transcript is spliced from 6 exons. Gene Ontology annotation, cellular component: endoplasmic reticulum. The coding region runs from base 39 to 1124 and encodes 361 amino acids.
CUAUUUAUAAGUAUUUUGAAUAUAGGCAUGGAAUAAAUAUGUUUAAAUAUUUAGCCGUUGUCUCUUCGUUAUUAAUAUUUGUAGAAUCCGGAAAGAGAUGGCAUACAUCACAAAUAAUGUUAACGAAAUUAUAUGAUCUGCAAAACGAUCAUUUUAAUGUCUUGGAUAAUUACUUGGAUUUGGAGACAAAACGUUUGGAAGAAUUAAAAAAUUAUGUAGCUGCAGUAUAUGAAUGGCGUGAUCACAUAAAAACCAACAAAGACUUCUUACACAAUCACUUGGAUGUUUUUAAAUUUAUGACACAAAUGCACCAACAUUUUUUUAAAAGAGAUGAUUUAAUAAAAAAUAAACAAUCUAUAGAAGCGUUAAAAGAUAUCGACGACCACAAAGAUCUUAGUGGUGAUCAUAUAUUGUGGGCACACCGAGCAUUGAGGAGACUACAAUUAUUUUAUGCGAUUCCUGCAUCAGACAUGUCGGCAGGUAGAAUUAAUGAAAAAGUUAUAGGCGAUCGAAUGGAUGCAUGUGAAUGUUACGUCAUGGCGAAGUACUGUUUAGAGGGAAACGAUCCGUAUGGCGUCCUAGAUUGGGCUUUUGAAGCGUAUCAAAAAUGGGAAAGUCACGGUCGACCAGAAUGUGUAGAUCCCGACAUUUUAAAUUACUACAUAGUAUCAUCAUCAGUAUAUACAGGAUUUGACUUAAUGAAUUUAAUAAACCUAAGUGGAUCAAAUUACCAAGAAUAUACUGGAAAAUUUGUUUCGUAUUAUCGCCUUAUAAAAAACGAAUUAUUUGAGCUGGAAAAAGAGAGAGCAAUGGAUAUAAUGGAAGUAUAUUAUAAUUUGAAUGGAGAUGAAAAUAUAAAUAAAUUUAGGCAUUUAUGUAAACAUGGGGCAUCACGAACAUUAACAAAAUACUCAAAAUGUAGAUACCAAACGAAUAAUUUAUUAUACCGAAUAUUGAUGCCCUUUAAAGAAGAAGACAUUAAUAGCGAGCCACUCAUUAAAAUAUAUCAUGAUGUAUUAUAUGAUGACGAGAUCUUGAAAAUUAAAAUGAUCAGCUUAGCUAACGUACGUAUUUUAAUUGGUUUGAAUCCAUCGUUAUUAUUAUCUAAUUUAGAAUUUACAUGAGAUAUAAAAUGGUAU